AUGUCAGAGGUCUAUAACUCCUCCCAGGCGAAGCUGAGUUCAACUGCCGGCUCCACGCCGUCCGCAAUCAGCGCUUCCCGAGUCAACUCAUCAUCGACGCCCGACGACUUCAUAGACGCUGAGAUCCCAAAGGUUCUGGCUCGCAACACAGCCUGUCAUCAAUGUCGUAAAAAGAAGCUCGUCAGUCUAUUUUCCAUUCUCACUCUCAUGCUGUACACUAACCCAUCGCAGAAAUGUAACGCACAAAAACCGAUUUGCUCGAACUGUCAGAAACCUAGAGUACGAGCCUCUCACAAAAGUGAUGAUAGUCCGGAAGCCGAAGCUUGUACUUGGGAUGGACCGAAAGAGCCGAGUGCUAGAACACGUCGUAGAAGGGAAUCGGCAAAGCGACAAGCAUUUGUUGCAGAGGAGCACGCUGGUCAACCCACAGCGGUUAGGGCGAAAAAAGCAAAGCUGGCAGAAUUGGAGGACCGAAUUGCAAAUUGUCACGGUGUGCUGGAAGGUUCAAGGCAAACUCCGAUCGAGCCCCUUCGGGACUCGUCUUACAGCGUCAUUCCACAAGACUCGAUAAUUUCGAUAAACUCCGAUAUUCUUUCCCAACCAUUGUUGCCGGGGAAACGACCGUACACUUAUCAACACCCCCCCUUCAGUCUUGGUUUUUCGGAAGACAUCCAUGUAUAUCCGGAAAGCCGGACUACAGCAGAGCGACAUUGGGGUACAGUGGAUGCUUCCUUGGGUCAAGAGAAUGUCAACAGUCAAUUCGAACGGCUAAAUGGUGCCGCCCGAUAUGCUACCGACCCAAAGGAAGUAAUACCGGACACAAAUCAAUCGCAAACUGUUAUGCCUGCAUCAGCCACAUACGAAGUGGACUAUGACCCCGAUCUUUUCGCAGGGUUUCCUGAUUUGAUAUGGCCUGAUUGGCCAAAAGAUUUGCCGAAGUUUGAGAUCAUUGAGCAUCUCGUCACCACAUUCUUCUCCAAGGUACCAACGCUACCCAAGAUGCUAAACCGACGUCUGCUGUUGCAGAAUCUACUGUUACCACCGUCACAUAGUGACUUCCCCGCCCGUCCUCUAUUACACGCCAUCUGUGCAGUGACAUCAAAUUUCGUUUCCGAAACUGCGUUGGCUACCAGAGCGUACUUUCCAAUAGGAACUUCGUCCUCUGAGUUCACACAUCCCACGAGAGAUUUUGAGCACGAUUCCCAUGCUAGUCGUUCAGCAUUUACCGGUAUUGCUAUGGGGCGGAAACCUGAACCUACUACGCCUUUGAGUCGCUUUCAAUUAUGGCACCGACGGAAAGCAUUUGAAUCAUUCUUUGCGCACGUGGAUCGGGGAGAUCGAUUGCUACAAUGUAUACAAUCAUACAUCAUAACCACUGCAGUUGACCAGUACAACGCUUGGUGGACUGACAUGUGGAUGGAAACGGGCGCUCUAUUAAGAAUGGCGACGCCUAUGCGUCUGAACGAGUCGCCGAAUUCGCCUGACGGCUCUCUUCGCCGACACGGUAGUAUGCUCAUGGCUCCUGCGAGCAGUGACUGGGAACAAGCGGAAAGAGAUCGAACAUGGUGGUCGGCUUAUAUGUUGGAGCGGGGCGCCACAAUGUCAACGACUUGGGCAUCGUCUCUCGAUGACGAUGAGAUAACGGUGGAAUUGCCUGCUCUGCAAUCUACAUUUGACAAUGGCUUCGGAGAUCUAACAGGGAUACAGACAUUGCACUCCCCUGACCUCUUCACUUCUCAUCCACCGCGGCACCGAGACAGCUUCUGCCUGUUAGUAAAAUCGAUCAAGUUGCAUACCGAAGUCAACAGGUUCUUGCGCCAAUAUGGCCGUGGUAGUCACAAUGUCGCAACAUAUUUAUCCAACCCGACCUUCCGUGUUCUAUUGUCGCAGAUCAAUGCAUUCAAGAUGAGCUUCCCCCCGGAGUUUCGGCGGCCUACUCACUUCAAAACCGGUGAGGGGGCUGCAGCACUUGAUAGGGACUUGAUACAAGCUCUUUGGAUCAUGCAUGCUGCCAGCAUAUGUUUGGGUGAACCAUUAAUCACCAAUGAGACGUGGACAGAAGAAGGCGCUCGAAUGACUCUGGCAGCCAUUCGAGCAGCACUUUCGUUGCUAUAUGACAUAAUUGCAACCAGCUAUGAUCUGACCCUGUUCAGUCCACAAUGCUCGUUCGUCUGGUGUUUGGCUUCAAGGGGACUGUUGCGGUUCAUAGAUGCUGCCAUUCAGUCCGGUGAUUUGGUAUCAGGUGCAGUCUUCAGAUCCGAAAUAGAGGUGUUCCGACUUGCUAUGCAAAGAUACGGAGAGCGAUUUCCAAUUGGUAACAGGCACCUGAAGAUGAUUGAUGACGUGCUUGCUCAACAGGAAGGCAAAGCCCCUAAAAAGAAGUCUUAUGCCAUAUUAUACGACUGUUCGAAGGAGGAUGCUUUUGAAACCGAGCGUACUGUCGGGGCCAAUUUCUCGGAAACAGCUUCCUCAACGAUGUUCACUCCUGGACAAUCAGAUGGUCUCACACCUGAUAAUCCAAUCAGAAACCAGCCGUUCUCAAUUCUCAUGGAUCCAGAUUCGCAGCUAUCGAAUAAGGGGUCUGACGGCGGUACGGUCCAAACAUCAUUGCCGACCAUGACAAAUGUGGAAAUCCAGGACAAUUGGGAUAUCAAUAGUUUCAGCUUUGAUGUCGAUGCCGUAGCCAGUCUCUUUGAGGCUACGGGUGCGGUAUUUGACGUUUCUCAAUUCCAGUCAAUGCUACAGUAG
Messenger RNA from Kwoniella shivajii, 2748 nucleotides. RefSeq lists its product as uncharacterized. Gene Ontology annotation, biological process: regulation of DNA-templated transcription; DNA-templated transcription. Gene Ontology annotation, cellular component: nucleus. Gene Ontology annotation, molecular function: DNA binding; zinc ion binding; DNA-binding transcription factor activity, RNA polymerase II-specific. Lineage: Eukaryota; Fungi; Basidiomycota; Tremellomycetes; Tremellales; Cryptococcaceae. The transcript is spliced from 20 exons. Bases 1 to 2748 code for a protein of 915 amino acids. The record is from RefSeq and is a predicted model, not a curated record.